Messenger RNA from Penicillium odoratum, 1650 nucleotides. RefSeq names its product putative MFS transporter. The transcript is spliced from 7 exons. The record is from RefSeq and is a predicted model, not a curated record. Gene Ontology annotation, molecular function: transmembrane transporter activity. NCBI's taxonomy places the organism in Eukaryota, Fungi, Ascomycota, Eurotiomycetes, Eurotiales, Aspergillaceae. Gene Ontology annotation, biological process: transmembrane transport. Bases 1 to 1650 code for a protein of 549 amino acids.
AUGGAGAUGAACUAUGAUGAAGUCGUUCUCCACCAGAUAGAGGAGGAGCUUGGAACCAAAAUUCUUCCCGGUACUGAGAUUAUGGCUGAUGUUGGCUCACACCAUUUCGUCAAGUCUUCGUCUAAAUCCAGUCGCGUAUUGGUGCCACAGCCCUCGCCUGAUAUUCAUGAUCCUCUUAACUGGAGCAGAUUUUGGAAGAUGUCCACGAUGGCCAUCGCAACAUUGACAACAUUCUGUCAGGGAUUGGGGCCUUUAGCCCUUGCACCAAUGAUGCCUCAGAUGGAAGCGAGCUUUGAUAGGAGUUUGGCCGACAUUGUCCAGUUUACUGGAGUUUGCAUCCUUGUACUGGGAUUCAGCAAUUUUAUCUGGGUUCCUAUUUCUACAUGCUUCGGUCGACGCCCUGUCCUUAUUUUCUCGACUCUGAUCUGUCUGGCCAGUAAUGUCUGGCGUGCUGUGGCACCUACCUAUGGGAGUUAUAUGGGCGCGUGUGUUUUGAAUGGUAUAGGCGCUGGUCCUGCUGAGACACUUCAGCCGCAGGUCAUUGCAGACAUCAUGUUUCUUCACGAGCGUGGUGCCUACAAUACGUUAUACUUCACCUUCUACUUUGGUUCUUUGAUGAUCGGUCCAAUCAUCGCAGGCUCCAUGGCAGACCACAUUGGUUGGCGCAGCUUCUUCUGGCUCAACGUCGGCUUGUUAGGCCUUUCACUCCUCCUGCUGAUCUUCGUUUUCCCGGAGACCAAGUGGCACCGCGUUCAUCCCGACGAAGUUAUCCAUGCAGAACAGCCCCCAUCCUCGGCCAGUUCUGACAAACCCGUCGAAUUCACACAAAAAGAGAAUGUGGAGGGAGAUCCCACAGAAGUCGAAGAGGGUGAUCACUCACAAGAUCCAUACUUGCACAAGGGCCAUCCUUCCAAAAAGCAAUUCCACCUUUGGCAAGCUGAGGGCGCCAGUUGGAAGGAUAUUCUUAUCAGCUUCUGGCUUCCAUGGAAGCUAUUGGCGUUUCCAAUUGUCGAGCUGUCUGCUUUUGUCGUUUCCUGGUCCGCCAGUUGCUUCCUGACGUUGAAUCUUACACAGAGUCAAGCAUUUGCUGAGCCUCCGUACAACUUCAGCAGUCAAACGAUCGGUUUCUUUAAUUUUGCAAUUCUCGUUGGGGCUGUGAUUGGCCUUUCUACCAAUGGGCCUUUUUCAGACUGGAUAUCGAUGCGAGCCACGCGAAAGAACAAGGGAAUCCGAGAGCCGGAGAUGCGACUCCCAGCAAUGGCGAUCUACGUGGCAAUUAUGAUUAUCGGGAACUUUGUCGUGGCUUUUGGCUACCAGUACAAAUGGGAUUGGCGGAUCAUUGUCAUCAUCGGGUACACCGCGGCUGGGCUUCAAGUUGCUGCCCUACCAGCCAUCGUCAGCACGUAUGCCGUCGAUAGUUACAAGCCUGUUGCUGGUUCCAUCUUUGUCGCAAUCACAGUUAAUAAGAAUCUGUGGGGUUAUGGAUUCAGUAAGUUUAUCACGACAUGGGUGUCAGACAGUGGAUUUGUGAAGCCUAUCAUGCUGAACAUGAGCUUGUGUACUCUGUGGUGUCUCUGCGCGAUCCCAUGUUACUUGUAUGGGAAGAAGUUCCGAGGGUGGACUGCAAAGUCUUGGGUUCACAAGAUGUAG